AUGUUGCUUUGCAUCGUAUUAGCAGUGCUUUGUUUUUCCAGUGGAGCUUUAGCGGAUCCAGACCCGCAAAGCUUUACUGAUAUCAUUAUCACGGUUCUUAAAAAACAUGACCCUCUAUUCAUAGAAAAAAUUGAAGGCAACUUAUCCAAACUAAAAUAUACAUUAUACAACAGUACAGCUGAGGGCUAUAAAAAUUGUGAAAUAAAGAAUUUCAAAGUUAACAAGGAUGAAACAGCUGCACAAUUAGAACUACAUUGUUCUUCAAUAACGUUGGCGGGCGACUAUGAUAUUAAAGGACGUCUUAUAGUUCUAAAUAUAGAAGGACAUGGUGGUUACAACAUUAUUUCAGGAAAAUAUAAAAUAACCAUUGACUUUGAACUGACGAAAGCACAAGGGAAGGAUGGGAUAACUCAUUUAGCAAUCAAAAACUUUAAAAUAAAAUGUGAGGGUUUAUCAGCAAACAAAUACAAAUUAAAAAAUUUAUUCAACGGUCAGAAGGAAUUGUCGGAUGCCGUACAUAAAUUCGCUCAUGAAAACUGGAAAGAAGUUGGCUCAUUUGUGGAGGGACCGGUGUGGACUGCUAUAAUAAAGAAAGUCAUACACUAUAUAAACGAUUAUCUCAAGGGCGUGCCAUUAGAAAAUAUUGUUCUAUAU
This is a messenger RNA of Brenthis ino (lesser marbled fritillary), 654 nucleotides long. Lineage: Eukaryota; Metazoa; Arthropoda; Insecta; Lepidoptera; Nymphalidae. The record is from the annotation of a GenBank genome assembly.